AUGCCGCGGCCCGCGAAGCCUCCGAUGACUCUGAAGGAGGCCAAGCGGGCUUACAAGAAAGAGGGAGGCUUCCGAUACACUGCGUCGCAAAUGGCACGCGCCGACAGGUUGGACGCACAUGAAGAGAAGCGCAAGAAAGAGUUAGAGAAAGAGAAGCAACGCGUGGAGAACAAACGCAAGCGGGAAGAGAAGCUGGAGAGGGAGCGAAAUGUCAGACAGAAGAUGUUGGAGGAGGGUCGCAUCAGUGUCGAGGAGACUUGGGGGAAGGUGACCGCGAGUCAACCCCGACUGAACAAAUUCUUUGGACAGAAGCCUGCACUUCUGUCGUCGAAGGGGGCGGUGAGAGCUCAACCGAUAGUGGAGGAAGAAGACAUGCCGGUAGCAGACCCCACCGCUGAGGGCCAAGGAGAGAAAACUUGUGCUGGUGAGGACGACGGCCUUUCACAGAAAGGACUUGCAGAUGCCGCAGCUGUCCAAGGUCCAACAGCACCGACGAGCCUUUCUUCAGUCCCCACUUCAACCGCCGGCCUUGGUCAACAAGAAAAAAACCAUGACUCAACAGUCCCCAUUUCUCCGAGACAGAUGUCGUCUAAUCCAGCAUUAUCACCAGGGCUUAGAGAGCUGAGACCUUCGGAGAUCAAUUCUCGUCGGCUGGUCGCAUGUCAGCCUCCGAAUGAAGGCAAGAUCGGAUCACCACAGAGGUGUAUAGGGAAAUCAUGGCCAAACCCCAAACCCCCAGAGACAAAGGCAACUGCAAGUGUCGUGCAGCGGCGUUUUGAAGGCAUACUGCUUCCAAAGGACAAACUCGGCAGCAUAAGCUGCGAAAGCAGCCAAGGGAAUCAGGAAGCCGAGUCAGCCAAAGGCGGUCUUGAUACGUCAAGCAUGUAUCUGGAUGAAGAUUUCACUGAUGGUAUAGAUGACGAGACUUUUCUCAUGCUAUGCGCCACACAAAAGUCUCUUCCAGAUGAGCCGUUAACACGAGAGAAUUCGCCGGCUACGGCCUCGCUCGGUGGGACGCCGGUGCCUGAUUCCCCGAGACAUAAAGCAAGCCCUAGUCCGGCGAGAACGAUUCUGGCCCAAGAGUCCAGAACGCCGCUGUCGAAGGGUCUUUCGGAAAGCUUCAACUCAGUGUUCAAUGAAAUCGAGGACGAUGAUUUGAUUGCCCUUGCCCAGGAAGUGGAGGCCGAAAUGGCCACGCCGAUCCCAACACCCACAAUACCAUUAAUAGCAAGAAAUAUGGCUUCGAUGGCUCCGCCUCCACCUCCAAGGUCCAAGGCCCUGUCGCCGCUGGCCGCACAGAAUAAGAUGCAAAAGCCAGAGCUGCCACGAUCGAGGUUGAAGGAAAAGAGGAGACUUCCAUGGAACCUUCCCAGGGAUGAUUUCAUUGACCUCGGUCCGUCGACGCAAGCUUUAACGUUGGAACUCCUGGAGCAGGCUGAAGCGAACAUGAGAUGA
Messenger RNA from Fonsecaea erecta, 1455 nucleotides. RefSeq lists its product as hypothetical. The record is from RefSeq and is a predicted model, not a curated record. The coding region runs from base 1 to 1455 and encodes 484 amino acids. The transcript has a single exon. Lineage: Eukaryota; Fungi; Ascomycota; Eurotiomycetes; Chaetothyriales; Herpotrichiellaceae.